Messenger RNA from Cheilinus undulatus (humphead wrasse), 7193 nucleotides. RefSeq names its product calcitonin receptor-like b (gene calcrlb). The transcript has 13 exons. Gene Ontology annotation, biological process: cell surface receptor signaling pathway; adenylate cyclase-activating G protein-coupled receptor signaling pathway; angiogenesis. Gene Ontology annotation, cellular component: plasma membrane. NCBI's taxonomy places the organism in Eukaryota, Metazoa, Chordata, Actinopteri, Labriformes, Labridae. The record is from RefSeq and is a predicted model, not a curated record. The coding region runs from base 231 to 1625 and encodes 464 amino acids. Gene Ontology annotation, molecular function: calcitonin gene-related peptide receptor activity; calcitonin receptor activity; adrenomedullin receptor activity.
ACGUCAUCACCAGCCUCAGUGAUCAUCAGUCGUGCUCAGUGCCGCCUCAGACUCUACUGUAAAACACAUGCUGAAGGACUACUCUGAGAGGAAGCACAGAAACUGGAACUUUUUAGUCCUUUUCUGCAAAACUAAACCACAAGACAAAAGGAUUUCUCCUCAGGAAGUUGCAAACAUUCUUGUUUUAUUGUUUCCUGCUGUUGCAAAGAUUCAACAGUGAUCAGAGCAGGAUGGAUGUUAGUUGGAUGUUUUUCCUGGUCCUGGUCACGCUGAACAAGCUGCUCAUGGUGGAAACUCAUGAUGAAGAAAACUACCAGGAGCCUCUGAACCAUCGAGGCGAACAUCCAGAAACACGGAACUGGAUCACUACGGCCCAGUACGAAUGUUUUCAACGAAUCAUGAAAGAAUCUCACCGCAAAACGAAAAAAACAGGGUUGGAGUGCAACACGACGUGGGACGGCUGGCUGUGCUGGGACGAAACAGAGGCCGGAGUGACAACAGAGCAAAGCUGUCCAGACUAUUAUAAAAAUUUUGAUCCUCAUGCGAUGGCGUCCAAAGUCUGCUCAGAGACGGGUGAGUGGGGCCGACACCCAGAGAGCAACAGGACGUGGACCGACUUCACAAACUGCCAAGCUAAUACAACACAUCAUGGGACGGUUGCUAUGACUCACUUCUACCUGGUGAUGAUCGGCCACGGCCUGUCGCUGAUUUCACUCCUCAUAUCACUCGCUAUAUUCUUCCAUUUUAAGAGUCUGAGCUGUCAGAGGAUAACACUCCACAAAAACCUCUUCCUCUCAUUCGUGCUCAACUCGAUCAUCACCAUCGUCUGGCUCACGAUGGUCGUAAAGAAACACGGACACAUGUACAACGAUUCUGGCAGCUGUAAACUGCUCAUGUUCAUCCAUUUGUACCUGCUGAGCUGUAACUACUUCUGGAUGCUGUGUGAGGGGAUCUACCUGCACACGCUGAUCGUGGUCGCCGUCUUCACAGAGAAGCAGCACCUCAUGUGGUAUUACCUGCUGGGCUGGGGUUUUCCACUCAUACCAGCAGUUAUUCAUUCAAUCGCACGCUACUGCUACUACAAUGACAAAUGUUGGGUGAGCUCAGAUACCUCCCUGCUGUACAUCAUCCAUGGACCAAUUUGUGCUGCUCUGGUGGUGAAUCUCUUCUUCCUGCUAAACAUCGUCCGCGUCCUCAUCACCAAGCUGAGGGUGACGCACCAGGCCGAGUCGAGCCUGUACAUGCGGGCGGUGCGAGCCACGCUCAUCCUCAUCCCUCUGCUCGGCAUCCAGUUUGUCCUGCUGCCCUACAAACCCCAUGACCAACGGGUGUCUGAGAUCUACCUGUACGUCAUGGAGAUCCUCAUGCACUACCAGGGUCUCCUGGUUUCGACAAUAUUUUGCUUCUUCAAUGGAGAGGUCCAGACUGUUCUGCGUAGACACUGGAAUCAGCAGCGGAUGCAGUUCGCCGGCACCUUCGCCAACGCCGACUUCUUCCGCUCAGCCUCCUACGUGGCGUCAUCCCUCACAGAGGUCCAUCGCUGCUACAGCAUCGAAAGCCACACGGAGCACAUGAACGGCAAGAGCUACUCUGACAUUUUCAGAUCGGACAGCCCUUUUGUGUGAACGCGGACCGAGACGUUCUGCUCUCAUUGUGUUUUUGACUUUCUCCAAGAUGUCACGAAAAUUGAUGAAGAAGUUUCCUUGGAGUAUUGCUGCCAGGAACUGGGAACAAACUUUCUGUCUUUUGAUGUUUUUCUAUCCGUCACCUGAGGACACACCAUACUUUCUUUUUGUCCUUUUAUUUUCCCAAAAAUAUGACCUUAAAAGAGGAGGGUGUGGUGGAGGACACUGCAAAGUUUUACCUUAAGGAAAUACCGCUAUUUCUGAUCUUGUGGAACGAGAAGAUUUCUGGAUUUUUUUUAAGGAUAUUGAUGCAACAAGUAUGAAGUAAAGUGUCUGAAAAAAUCACUGGAAAAAGCACUUCAUUUUAUAGUUUUGGACACAUAAGUCUGACAGAACUUCUUUGGCAAAAGAGCCAAAAGCAGUUCCAGUGGCUUAAUGUUAGCCCCUCUUGCUAGAUCUAAUAAUAAAGAGACGUCACUGCAACCAGGAGGCAAACAGAGUGAAAGAUAAAAAAUGUGAAAGAGACAAUGAACAGCGAUGGAAGACAUACAGUAUGUUUUUAUGUGGUUGAAAACAGAAAUACAGUCACAAAUCAACAGCUAGCCUGCUAAGCAAAAUAUUCUUGACUCAGAGUCUAGUUUCGAUGGAUCCCUGUGACAGUUUUUUAUUCAGGGCUCCAGACUGCCCCUAAAUGGUCACAUUUUGCCCCUAAAAUUUGAGACAGUGCAAGUAAAUUUUUCAUCUACUCGCGCAUGUGCGACCAGUAAAUUUGCUGAUUUUUAAAAUUAUUAUUAAAUAUUUUUUGUUGCUGACAAACUUCUGCUCCACACUUCAGCCCAGUUGUUGGUGAUAAUGCACAAAUGAGCUGGUUUGCCAACCGACAUUAACUCCAAAAGAAGAAGGCAUAUCUGCCUCAAGGCUUAGCUUAAAUCCGUCAUGUAUCCAUAUAUGCUGUGGUAUAAGCUGGGACAUCGCGCUGUGGCGCACGGCGUGCUGUGUUUCACACGGAUGGUUAUUUGUGUGGCACAAUGUAUUUGUUUUUACUGUUAUUAUAACGUAACAUGCAGUAAACAUGCGCUGCGCUGUGUGAAAAUCAUGAGUGAAGAGAAAGAAGACGAUGCAUUCAUUUUGACCAACACUCGUCCUGCUGCGUUUUUACACAUUCACUGGCUGUGAAAUAAUGACAGAUGCGGCUUUAUGCUAACACUGUAGCGCUAUUUUAUCGUAAAAAAGUUUAAAAUAAAGAAAAACAGUAUCCUACGGAGAUUGAAGAGCCUUUAACAGAUGAAAGUGUGCAAAACUCUGAGAUUACGAGCAGCCUGCACCACGCGCUCAUACAAGAUAGCGGUCAGUUUAUGUCUGCAGACUUCAGGGGAUUUUAUAAACUUCACUGAAGAGAGACACGCUUCAUUAUUCAGGCCUUGCUCAGGUGCUUUCUCCCUCUCCCUCUCUCUUCUGCGUGCGCACGUCAUGCAUUUAAUUAACGGUUUAAAAUUCAGCCCUUGCACAUCUUUGUUUCAGCGUAUUUUUUUUUUUUUAAAUCCUUUGGCACCCCGAAGCACUUCAUAAAACUACAUUUUGAUGAGUAGAUGCCAGUUAAAUAGAAACGUUAUUGCUACUAACAGUGACUGAGACAGAGAGAGCAAAGAGGUCAGAGUUGAGAUGCAGCUUUACCCUAAAACCUGUUCCCAAGUCCAGAUAUGGUGUUUAAAAAGUCAUGGUGGAUUAAACAAAAAUGUGGUUGCAAAAAUUAAAAGUAAACACCCUUUGAGAAAUAGAUCAAAUUUCUGGAAUGUAAAAGUCCAGCUUCCAGAAAUCAUCAUACCAUUGUGUGGAUAAUGGAGAUUUAUUUCUUGCUAAUGUGAAAUAUUACACUAAUGCUUGAAGUAGAGGAAGUUAAAAUAGUUAAGUGUCUCUUUACCUUAAUGACAAAGUGAAAAAUAAAAGUAAACUACAGUAUAAGAAAUAAAGAAUAAACAGCCAGAAUUUCCUGGAAGAUAAUCCCUAAACCUCAAUUAUGGCAUAAUCUAAUGGAAUUAUUUAACUUCCUUUCCUUUCAACUUUAAUAAAUGUAAAUUGCCAUCAACCUUUUAAUACCUAUUUUUAACAUACAAGUAGUUCAUUUAAGGGACCCACCAUAUUUUAUCAUUUGUCUGGUACUAUUUCUCUUAAAAAAAAAGCAAAAGGGAUUGAUAGAAGAUAGAAGAAUUGAUAGAGUACUCGAUUACAAAAAGACGUGAUAACUGCAGCCCUAAUACCCACAACAUGCAGUGAACACAAAAUUUGCUAACACUGGCACUACACAAUUAAAACACAACACUUUGAGCAAACACAAUGCCAGUCAGAAACAUAAAAUGUGUAUUUAUCAGUGAAAAUUAAAAUUAUUUCGCAAGUCGAUUUACCGUGUGCGCCCCUAAAUUUUCUGCUUGCACCCCUAAAAUUUUAAGUUAGGGGCCACUGUGCUCCUAGUAAAAAAAGUUAGUCUGGAGCCCUGUUAUUAAUGUAAUAUUCCCUUCAGCUAUGUUAAAGGGUUUUCACAUCACUUUGUGUGAAAACAGUGGUAUCUUUGUAGGCUCGCUGUGAUUAUUUUUAGAAACAUAUUUUUAGAUUAUUCCAAAAUGCUGGAGAGAUGAUUAUGAGGUCGCCACUAGAGGUUAGAUUCUCUGCUCAAGCCUGAACCCUGCCUCAUAGCCAAGGAUACCCAUCACUCCCCUCGGGCCCAGAACCUGUUGGCCUAAAGGGGAAUCUUAGUAAAAUAAUUUUCAGGUUUAAAUCUGGCUUAAUGGAACGGGUUUGGGGUUUGUCUUGUGGUUGUGCAUGAAUAUGACAUACAUAAGUCCAUAAUAAUAAAUACUGUGUUCAGACAGACUUACUGUAUUUGUAUAUAUUUCAAUCUCAAUAGAAAAUCUUAGCUGCAUCACUUUUCAUAUUUCUCCACAAACUACAGCCAGUAAUUUAAAAGUGACAAACUAAAUGAUCUGAGAUUGCGCUGUUGGGGUCCAGGAACCAGAUUCAGCAGGAACUGAGUCGUAUUUUUCACUGGUUUGACACAUUAAAGUGGUGUAUAUUAUCGAUAGCACUAUUUCUACAUAAACUAUAAAGUUCAGUAUAAUUCUACGACUUUUGUAUAGAUUAAGUCUUCCACCUAAAGUUAGAGAUAAGAGGGGAUUUCCUGUUUAACUCUAUGAGAAAUGAAGAGCUGCUGGUCUCAGCCUUCUUAGACUAGUUUCAAAUCAGUCAUCAGAAGUAUUAACAUGCUGUAAAUGUUUAUAUCCCCCGAAGUACAUUUUAAAUUAUACAUAUAAAGGAACAGUCCAGCUGUCUUAAUGAUAGUGAAAUGAGUUUACUCUCAUAUGCUUGCUGAACGUAUGUUAAACCAAAAAGUAUGAUCUAGAAGAAGGGGGCCAGUUUACUUAGCUCUGUCUUAAAGCAACAAAACCCAUCAAAAAGUUUAAAGCUCCCUUGUGAGCAUUUAUGUACAGCACUGAACUCUUAAAGUAGGCUGCUUUUUAAAAGGUUACACUGGACUUUGCCUUUCUUUGGUUGAGGUAUUAAUGCAGAGAGGUAAACAAUAGUAGAAAUAUACUUAUUUUAGCAAAUAAAUAAUUGUAUGUAUUUUUAAAUCUUGUCAGGAGGGGACAGGAAGAUUGACACAACUGUUUUGUCUGCACAAUAAAUAUAGAGCUAGAGCCAGUUAGCGUAGCAUAAAUUACGUCUAGAAAUAAGGGAAAGAGCUAGCUUGGCUCUAAAGCCGCUAAUUCAUUUGUUGUUGGUUUAGUCUGGAUUUUAGUAUUAGCAUUUACCAUUUCAAGCUAGCCUAGCUAACACAGCUGAGCUGGGCUAGCUGUCUUUCACCUUUUUUAAGUCGUUUUAAGCUAGGCUAAACAGCUACUUUCUUUAACGUUUUCACAAACCAAAAAAAUGAGUGGUGACAAAGCAAAUGAGAGUGUUUCCUUAGAUAGAGGGCUAUUUAAAAAAAGAUGAAAUUUGACAUCUGUUUUAUAAAUAAAUGCACCAAAUAUCAAUAAUAGUAGACUUUUGUUCAUUUUAGCAGUGGAAGAACAAGAAUAUUUAGACCACAAACAAGGAUAAAAAGCUACUUUGGCUCUAAAGCUAGCCAAAUACCUUGUUGUUGGUUUUAUCUUGAUUUCAGUCUUAGCAUUUACCAUUUCUAGCUAGCCUAGCAAACAUAGCUAAACCUAGCUAAUCUAGCUGAGCCAGGAGCUGUUUCUCACUGUUUUUAAGAAUUUGUUCUAAGCUAGCCUCAACAGCUACUUUAACAUAUUUACAAACCAAAAAGAGGAGUGGUAACAAACCAAAUGGGACAGUUUCCUUAGAUACAAGUCUAUUUAAAAAAUAGUCUGACAUCUAUUUAUAAAGACAUGCACCAAAUGUCAAUAAUAGUAGUCAAUAAUGUCAAUAAUUAUUUUAGAAGUGGAAAAACAAUAAUAUUUAAACCACAAACAAGGCUAAACAGCAACUUGGUUUAUACUGGUUAGCAUUCCCAACUAGCCCACUGUGCUGUUCCCGCCUUUUUCAAUUCUUUGUGUUAAGCUAGGCUAAACAGCCACUUUCUUAAACGUCAUUUAACAGAAGAGUGCUAUCAAAGCAAAUAAGACUUUUCCUAAGACACAAGAUCAUCAGGAAAAAAUCUCACUUUGAUUACAUAUCUGUAUUAUUAAAAUCACCAAAUAUCAAUUACAAUAUAGUUUACACUAGCAGAGACAAAAAGAAGAUAUUCUGACUAGAAACAAGGUUAAACAGUUAGGUUGGCUCUAAAGCUAACCAAUUAAUUUGUUGUUUAUUCUGGUUAGCAUUCCCAGCUAGCAGGAAACAGCCAGGCUAGCUGUUUCCCGCUUUUUUUCAAUUCUUUGUGCUUAGCUAGGUUAAUAGCUACUUUCUUUAACAUGAUUUGUAGCAACAAAUAGAAGAGUGCUACAAAAAAAAUUUGACUGUUUCUUCAGAUGAAAACCUUCUUUUUAAGAAACUUAGGCCCUUUUUUUCAGUUGUUUAGCUUUUCUGGUAAGUUAGGCUUGUGACCUGGUAGCUUUACUUUGAAGUGAGAUUCAAUUUAGACAAAUAUAUUUUUAAAGAAAAUUAACCCUGCUUUAAAUUAGCAUACAUUUUUCUAAAGUAGUGUGCAGACCAUAAAUAAUAAUAAAAGGGGUUUCUGUUGGUGUUUUAUAAUGAAAAUGGAAGAUAAUCAGCUUUCCUGGAGCUUUCUGUAGCUCUAGUUGUCAGCCAUAUGUCACUGGUUUCUAUGAGCUGAACUUUCUCACGUUGCAUCAUUGUAAGUGGAUAGUGUGCAGAUUUCUGGUCAAAAGAUCUGCUAAAAAAGCUAGAUAUUGAACCUUGGAAUUAUGCCUCCAUUUUUCCCCAUUACAAGAGAAGAUCUUAAUGUGAGAAAAUUAUACAUAUGAUGAACAGAUGUGUUUUUGAGGAUUACUGCCAUCAUAGUCUGAAUCUAAUUUUCACUUUUGUAUCAUUGCUUCGACUUGUAAAUCCCACCAGUGUUUGUUUGUACUGACGUGAUGACGCUGUAAAUAAAAACAAGCUGUUUUUAACUGA